AAUGAAGUUGUUUCCAUAAGUUGCUUGUACAAUGCCGGCUGAAACUAGUGAAAUUAGUUGCAGAAAUGAUUGCCUUCUGAACCAGCCUUGAGAAUUGUAGCACUCUUACUAAGAGUGAGCUGGGGUUUGAAUUUUCCUAGCGCUCUCAUGAAUGAAUGAUUCUCCAGGUUGACAUGACCAUUCGGUUAAAGAAGGCAGCUGCCGUUAGAGGCACUUGUUAGGGAAAGUCGCGAACCCCAACACUUCUGAGCCCCUAAAAUUGCAUUCCUGCCUCUUGGUUUCAUGGAAGAUUUGUGGAAGGGAAAAAGAUGCUGUUUGUAUCUCAGACAGCAAAAUGGUUGACCAUGAACGAAUCCGCGCUGUUGGUCCAGAUAGAGCAGCUUCAGAGUGGCUCCUUCGGUGUGGUGCAUCAGUGCGCUACCAUGGCUUUGACAAAUGGCAACAAGAUUACAAUGCAAUCCCUAUGGGUCCGCUGGAGAAAUAUAAGAUCCAAGCAAUCAAUGCCACAGAAUCUUGCAUCAUGAACAGAGGAUUUGAUUAUUUUGAUGGUCUAAAGCAACUUGAAGAAAUAAAGUUUUGCAAGUGCAUAUACAUUGAGGAUGCAUGCUUACAACGGAUUAGCGAGACUCCAAGCCUGCAGAAGAGCUUGCUGCGUUUAUUUCUCAUUUCUUGUGGAAAUGUUACAGACAAAGGAAUCAUUGCAUUGCAUAAGCUCAGCAACCUGGAAUAUUUAUUCCUGAGUGAUCUGCCAGGGAUACGAGAGAAGGAAAGAACUGUUCAGUCCCUUAAGAAAUCAAUGCCAGCACUUGAGCUUGAAUUAGACUUGGACUAAAAUCCUGACCAUUCUAUGUGGCAUCAUUUGCCUUAUUAAAUCUGUGAAACGAUCCUCUGAGCAGCCCAUGGUUAUUGUGGAGCUCCUUGGCCUAGUUAAGAGGAGGAGGCUGCAGACAGAAGCAUGCAAGGCACACAGACUGCUCCUUAAGCUCUAAUACUCCCCUUGUAUAAGAUACAGAAUCCCAGAAUGUAUGGAAAAGAUGAGAAACAAGCCUCUGUUCUUAAGGGUCUUUUAUGUUUUUAUGGGGAAAGUUAGAUAUAGAUAUUGCUGGCCAAUAUAGUCAUAAUUAAAAGUGUUAUGAAUUAA
Molecule: messenger RNA, 1141 nt
Organism: Thamnophis sirtalis
Lineage: Eukaryota; Metazoa; Chordata; Lepidosauria; Squamata; Natricidae
Gene: DMAC2L
Product: distal membrane arm assembly component 2 like
Source: RefSeq, a predicted model, not a curated record